Molecule: messenger RNA, 3141 nt
Organism: Symbiodinium pilosum
Lineage: Eukaryota; Dinophyceae; Suessiales; Symbiodiniaceae
Source: the annotation of a GenBank genome assembly
AUGAACUGGCAGAACUGGUCGGGAAAACUCAGAGCCAAACCGAACCGCAUCGCUUUUCUGCGCAGCGAAGCAGACGCUGCUGCCCUGGCUAAACAAGCCGAUGCCAACGGUCAUCAGAUCCGCGUCGCCGGAGCCACCCACAGCCACUCACCACUGGUUGUCAGCGAUGACAUCGUGGCAGACCCUCAAGGACUCACGGGCAUUUUUGAUAUCGAUCAAACCGCUAAAACCGCAUGGGUAGGUGCAGGCACGCGCAUCUACGCCCUGGGACAACCCCUGCACGCCGCAGGCCUGGCUCUCACCAAUCAGGGUGACAUUGACCAGCAGGCUAUUUGUGGUGCAACCGCCACCGGCACCCACGGCACCGGCACCCGCUUAAAAAAUCUGUCAUCAACUGUGAUUGGCGCACGCAUUGCGCUCGCCAGCGGCGAGCUGAUUGAGUGCGGACCAGCGCACAAUGCAGAACUCUGGCAGGCCAGUCGACUGCACCUGGGUGCAUUUGGCAUCAUCACCCGGCUACACAUACAGCUCGAAGAGGCCUACCGGUUAAAGGAACACAGCUGGACUGCAAACCUAGCCGAUACCCUUGCGCACUUUGCAGAAGAUGCCGCGACUCACCGCCAUCACGAAUUCUUCUGGUAUCCCCACACAGAUGAAGCCCGUGGUAAAUCCAUCGAUCGGACCGAAGAGCCCGCUCAAUAUCCUUUAGGCGAUGAAGGUGAGCGCUGCGCAUGGAGCUACGAAGUGCUGCCGAAUCAUCGACCACACAAACAUACUGAAAUGGAGUACAGCGUGCCGUUUGAGAACGGCCCUUCGUGUAUGCAUGACAUCCAGCAGCUGCUGCAAACAGACUUUCCAGAUGUGCGCUGGCCUGUUGAAUAUCGAACCCUCGCCGCUGACGACGUCUGGUUAUCGACGGCCUAUGAGCGACCGAGCGUUACCAUCUCGGUACAUGAGGACAUCAGCCAGGAUGAUGAAAACUAUUUUCGCGCCUGUGAAGAAAUUUUUCUGCACUACCAAGGCCGCCCGCAUUGGGGCAAGGUCAACUACCUGAAUCGCGAACAGCUUGCCGGUCAGCACAGUCGCUGGAGCGACUGGUGGCGGGUACGAGAUGCAGAAGCUCUGGGCAUUGGCAACGUGAUGUUAUCCGAACGCUCUGAUUACAAGGAAAUAGCAGCCAUAUGUGGGGCCUGUGCAGCGGUAACGGAUAACAUCUAUAUCGGCACGUCAGGCACCAACCUCAAUACCCGCCACCCUGUGGUUACCGCCUCCAUGGGUUCCACUUUAAACAGCUUGUCAGAAGGUCGUUUUGCGCUGGGACUUGCGAAAGGAGUAAACCUGCGCUGGAAAGCCUGGGGUCUGAAGACGCCUACCUUUGCACGCGAGGCAGAAUUCAUCGACUUGAUGCGUAGGUUGUGGCGGGGUGAAACCGUUGUUGGACAUGACGGCGCACUGGGUAAAUUUGGCGCUCUGAGUCUCGCCCCGUACGUUUCGGAAGAUAUACCGAUCUUAUACGUUGGCUUUGGUCCCAGAAGUUUGCGGCACGCAGGCUCCGUUUAUGACGGCGCCCAUCUGCACACGUUCAUGAGCGACCAGGCACUGAGCAAUGCCGUGCAACAGUUCCGGGAAGGCGAAGCCGAGGCCGGCAAGACCGUCGGCAAAGGUAAGCUGUGGUCAGUGCUCGCAACCGCGUGUGACGUGCCAGAGGAAAAGUACCUCAAAUUUAUCAUCGCGCGCCUGGCAACCUACCUGCAGAUUCCGGGCUAUGGCGACAUGCUGGUCGCGGUCAACAACUGGGACCCUGAGAUUCUUCAGACUUUCCGCACACACAAAGCCGUCACCUCUGUCGGUGGGGCAAUUGACAGUGUUGCCAGCACCCAGCAGAUUGCAGAAGUUGCCAAGCUGAUUCCGGAACACUGGCGCCCAGCUGCCGUCGGGGAUGCAAAAACCUGCGCCCAACGCUGGGUAGAUCAAUUCACCGCCGGUGCUGACGGCAUCAUUAUCCACGCCAGCACCCCAGAGGAAUUUGCACCUGUGCUGGCUGAAUACAAGAAGAUAAGUGCCUUGAAAAAGUUUCUGCUCUCAGCGGCCGUCAUCAUCGUGGUCACCAUGAUUGCCGCGUACAUAUUCAGACAGCCUUUGAUGAUGGCCCUGGUCGGUUCACAAAUUAAGCCGGAACAGGUUUUCAGCCCGGACAGCGUACCAGCGGCGCCAGAUUACAGCGCCGACCAGAGCUGGGCAUCGCUACCCACCCUGACAGACCCAGCUGACGACUUACCCGAGGGGGUAAGUGUAAUGCCCACUGAUGUUGCGGUGUUCUUUGUCCACCCCACCUCAUUUAUCAGUAAAAAAGGCUGGAACCAGCCCCUGUCUGACGAAGACGCCAACUGGGUUGUUGAUCAGAGAAUACUCAGACAUCAAGCCUCCGUUUUUAACGGCUGUUGUGAUGUGUACGCACCACGCUACCGACAGGCCACCUUUUUCGCCUUCCUGGACAACAGCAGCAGCAGCCAGCAGGCCUUAAAGCUUGCUUAUGACGAUGUCGAUGAAGCGUUUUCUGAGUUUCUCACACGCAUCGGGCCAUCUACGCCUUUUAUCAUUGCAGGCCAUUCCCAGGGUACGCGUCACGCAACACAACUGUUGGAUGCGCGGAUAGCCGAUACUCCUCUCCUCGACCGCAUGGUCGCCGCAUAUCUGAUUGGCUUUUCAGUAUCCCACGAGCAACUGGGAGACGUACCCGCAUGCGAUACGCCCACAGAUGUACACUGCGCCAUUGGCUGGAAUGCUAUGGAGGGUUCAGGCAGCGGCGCUUUUGGCGAUACAGACAACCUGUUAUGCACAAACCCCCUGACCUGGCGGGUUGAUGAGGAGUACGCAGACAACAGCUUGAAUACGGGCGCUAUCGGCUACCCCACCUACGGACGAGGUAAACCGGACGAAGACGUUACUGCAAUGAACGUGGAGGUCGGCGUUGCAGAUGCACAGUGUGAGGGUGGACAGCUGGCAGUACACAACCUCAAAAGUGAUGCUUUUCCCUCGAGAAUGUUAGGCAACAGCAUGCACGUUUACGACUACAGUCUGUUCCAUAUGAAUAUGCGCACUAAUCUCCGAGAGCGCAUUUCCGCAUUCCUGGGGCGCUAG